This is a messenger RNA of Daldinia vernicosa, 2143 nucleotides long. RefSeq names its product terpenoid cyclases/Protein prenyltransferase. Gene Ontology annotation, cellular component: protein farnesyltransferase complex. The transcript is spliced from 4 exons. The record is from RefSeq and is a predicted model, not a curated record. The coding region runs from base 1 to 1599 and encodes 532 amino acids. Gene Ontology annotation, molecular function: protein farnesyltransferase activity. Lineage: Eukaryota; Fungi; Ascomycota; Sordariomycetes; Xylariales; Hypoxylaceae. Gene Ontology annotation, biological process: protein farnesylation.
AUGCCAAUAAAGACUAGCCUCGCCCGAGCGCGUCAAAGGACUGCAUACAAAGGGAAAACCUUUCAUCCUAGCUUAACAAAUAAAUCUAAGGAUACUCAGGAUUUCGAGGACCUCCAAGAUUUCGAAGAUAGUUCAAAUGAGAUGGUAAAUAAACACCACACUUUGCCCAUGGCCGGUCCAACAGCUUACGCAAGUCAGGAGCCAAUGAUCCCUGAUCUGUUCACUAGCUGGCCCCCUAUUCGGGAAGCGCUCGCUACCGCAACUUCCAACGUACAAGAUAUCACCGUGAAUGAAUGUCUACCUUUCUUGGCAGCGCAGGUUGAUAAUGUGUCGUACAACCAGUAUGGCCUACCACGUCUUGAUCGGGAACGGCAUAUCAAAUUCCUCCGUAAGAACCUAGCACCUCUUCCCGCUCGUUUCGUGAUGUUAGAUGCAAGCAGGCCGUGGGUCCUUUACUGGUGUCUCAAUGGUCUAUCCCUCCUAGGGGAUGAUGUCUCUGUUUACCGCGAUAGCCUUAUCGAGACGGCUCGUUCUAUGCAAAAUCCUACUGGCGGGUUUGGAGGAGGUUUUGGCCACGAUUCCCACCUAGCCUGCACGUAUGCUGUGGUCUUGGCACUAGCCGUAGUAGGAGGCGAUGCUGCAUAUGAAGUCAUUGACCGAAGAGCUCUUUGGAAAUGGCUUUGUGAUUUGAAGCAGCCUGACGGGGGCUUUCGGAUGGCCGUUGGCGGUGAAGUCGACAUAAGGGGAGCCUAUUGCGCAGCUGUCCUGAUUACUCUGCUUAACCUUCCUCUUGAGUUGCCGCCCGACUCUCCGGCAUGGACGCCCGACGGACCAAACUUGUUCACAGGCCUAGAAGAUUAUGUACGGCGAUGUAAGAGGACCCAGGCGAAGUACCCAUAUGUUGGACCUAUGCAAACUAACCCUGCAGGCCAAACCUUUGAGGGUGGAAUUUCGGCGCAACCAGGUGGUGAAGCCCAUGGAGCUUAUGCCUUCUGCGCUUUGGGUUGCCUCGCGAUCCUUGGUGCUCCGCAUCGUACCUUUCCCAGAUAUCUUGAUGUCCCACGGCUCAUCUCAUGGCUGUCAUCACGACAGUAUGCACCGGAAGGCGGGUAUAGCGGCCGUACGAACAAGCUCGUCGAUGGCUGCUACAGCCAUUGGGUAGGCGACUGCUGGCCAUUGGUCGAGGCUAGCCUUGCUGGUCCAUCUAGUCUAAUGUUUGACAUAAACAAAACUAAAGGCCCCGAUAUUGAUAUCCACAAUAUUUACAGUCGCGAAGGUCUUAUCCGGUAUAUCCUCUGUUGCGCGCAAGAUCAAUCAAGAAGGGGUGGCAUGAGAGACAAGCCAAGCAAAAUUUCUGAUGCGUAUCAUACUUGCUACGUACUCUGCGGACUUUCUUCAGCUCAACACAUUACUCGUUUACUUGCCUCGGAGGGUGAAGGGAUGAUGACGCAUUCGGAAUAUGACGUCUCGCCGCUCCGCGGAAGCCCUCAGAUUUAUGCUGAAGAAGAUCGACUCAACACUACUGAUCCUGUGUAUUUCAUACCCGAGGGGAAACGGAAAGAAAUCAUGUCAUAUUUCCUAUCGAAGCCGGGUUUUUGACCCGCUUGUGGCCGCAUAUGAAGAGGCCAUAUCCGACACUACGCCGGACCAAUCGAGGAAGGCUGAGAAUUUCCCUCGCAUCCUACGAAUCUUCGACCUUCCGCCCAUGAUUAAUGAGUGUCAGCAUUAUAGCCUCUCCCUCACGUGCCGAGCUAUAUAGUAUAGCUCUCCUAGCGUGCUUAGUAUAAGCCAUAUAAUUACCCCCUGGGUUGAGGUGGGCUAGCUCGUGUACCUACUCGCCUACUUGGAGGGGCAUUCCGAGAGCGAAAGAAGUCAAGUAAUGGAUAAUAGCUGCGCUCCUGUCCUUACUGGAUGGCGUGCCUCCGCAGUUACACAUCAAGACGGUGCAUCGAGAACCUCGGCAACAAAGAUUGGCUCGCUCAAUGUACAAGAAGGGCCCGCAAACCCCAACUAUACCCUUUUCACGUUUUUCUACAGGAAGUAUCAUGCACUUCACAAUCAACAGCUAGACCUCUAGAGGUAAUACAAGAGAAGGUUCACCAAGCACGUUCGCCCGAGUAAAGUGAGACAGGACCAUCUAGAG